AAUGACACGAAAUCGACAUCCGCUCUGUAGUUAGUUCGUUUUUGGUGAGGCAGGACUUCCGAAGUGGACAUGUAAUGUAAAUUAGAUGAGUGGAGCAACCUGGUAGUUUGUAGAAUUUUAAAAAAGUGUUUUCCGUGAAUUCUGGAUUUGCGGCUUGUGAUUGGAGUGUGAAUUUGCACAGGUGUACAUGAGAUGGUAUAAGAAAUAACCACUUCAUGUAAUAUUCAACGACCGAGACGAUCCAGUGUCCCAACGAGUGUUCUGAGCGAUAAAUAAGAGGUGUUGUGCAAAAUCCAGCAGUGUUGCCUAAGCGGUGAAUCUCGACGAUCCUCCAACGACGGCCACGCGGUGCUGGCCACGCGAUGAUGGCCGUGUGGAAUUGGCUCCAAACCUGAAACCUAUAUCGUAAUCUUCUCCACCGUUUUCGGAUUUGGAUUGGUUUGGGCCAGCAGUUCGUGUGUUUGUGUGUGUCGUGAAGAAAGAACAAACAGGCUUGGGCCAAGUCAGUGUCGAGUCGAGCCUCUCGAAUAUGUGCAAUGUGCAACACGCUCAACUUAUAAAAGUUGAUAUUUUACAUGUCCAGCAGUCUCGAUUUGAGCCGAACAAGUGGCCACGAGAGACUCGCAAAGUGAAUGUCGAGAGUCUCCACGAGGGGGCAGCAUAAGUGAAAAAUAUAUAGCAUAGAAAAAAAACCGUCGUCUACAUUCGAAAGGAAAAAAAAGAUUUAUUUUAAAUCAGUUUUUUUUCGUAACUCUCCGGUGCUGAGGAGAGACCCUCUCGAGUUUGUGUGGUCCAAGGAGAAUUCGCCCUCAAAAUGGUGCAAUGUACGCUAGUGCUGGCCGGAAUCGGUGUCUUCAUGGCGGUCGGCGGUGCCCUUUUGGGCUGGGUCGUCUUUCCAGGGGCAGUGCAUGACAAAAUUAUCGAGAACACCGAGCUCCGCCAGGGAACGCCACAGUUCAAGCGCUUCGAAGCGUUACCACAGCCGUUGGACUUUAAGGUGUUCAUCUUCAACGUGACCAACCCGUACGAGGUCCAGAUGGGCAAGCGACCCCGAGUGGUCGAGGUGGGACCGUACAUUUAUUUCCAAUACCGACAAAAGGACAACAUUCGGUUUAGUCGGGAUCGAUCAAAGGUUCACUUUUCCCAACAACAAUUGUACGUGUUUGACGCGGAAUCAUCCUACCCACUCACCGAGAAUGACCCACUGAUGGUGCUGAACAUGCACAUGAACAGUAUAUUACAAAUAAUCGAUAACCAAGCAAAGGAAACGAUCACAAAUUUCCGUUCCGAUGUUAACAAUACUCUCGAAAAAAUUCCAAUAGUUAGGGUUAUCAAAAGAAUCAUAGAGAAAACGACGCCAAUCCAAUCCAUUCUACAAAUUGCCGAGGACGAAACGUACGACAGUUUGCGGCUGAUCAACGUGGAGUUGAACCGCAUCUUUGGCCGGCCCGACUCGAUGUUCCUGCGAACGACCCCGAAGGAGUUUCUGUUCGACGGAGUUCCGUUCUGCGUGAACGUGAUCGGAAUUGCGAAGGCGAUCUGCAAGGAGAUCGAGAAGCGCAACACCAAAACCAUCCGCGUACUGCCCGAUGGUUCGAUGAAGUUUUCGUUCUUUAAUCACAAAAACAUGACCGAAGACGGAAUCUACACGAUCAAUACCGGCGUCAAGAAUGCGCUGGAGACGCAAAUGAUCGAGUUCUGGAAUGGUAAGAACAUGCUGGACAAGUGGAGCAACUCGUCGCGAGGAUCGUCCAUGACCUGCAACAAAAUCGAGGGAACCGACGGGUCCGGAUAUCCUCCGUUCCGGGAGGGUGUCCAGCGGAUGACCAUCUUUAGUUCGGACAUUUGUCGGACCGUGGAUAUAAAGUAUGUCGGCUCAUCCAGCUACGAAGGCAUCCCUGCGGCUCGAUACGUGACCGACGAUAACUUCCUGAACAAGAUUGGCCCCGAGCACAACAACGAUUGCUACUGUGUCAAUCGAAUACCAAAGGCCAUCGUCAAAGCCAACGGAUGUCUGUACGAGGGCGCUCUAGAUCUUUCCACGUGUUUCGAUGCCCCGGUAGUUCUGACGCUACCCCAUAUGAUGGGUGCCGCUGAGGAGUACACCAGCUUGAUUGACGGUAUGCAUCCCGAUCCUGAGAAGCACCAGAUUUUCGUGGAUGUGGAACCGCUCACCGGCACUCCACUAAACGGCGGCAAGCGAGUGCAGUUCAACAUGUUUCUUCGGCGGAUCGACUCUAUUCGUCUAACCGAUCGAUUGCCAACCACGCUGUUUCCGGUACUCUGGAUUGAGGAAGGCAUCGCGCUCAACGAAGAUAUGGUCAAGCUGAUCGACGAUAGUUUGAUGAAGAUCCUAACGAUCCUGGACAUUGUCCAGUGGACCAUGAUCGCGAUCGGACUGUUCCUCGCCAUAAGCAUGCCCAUUCUGUACUUUACCAAGCGACGUCCCUCGUCGGGCACGAUCACGCCGACCCUGACGACGACCACGAGUGCCGCUAGCAUCCCAGAACGGGGAGGUCUUGGCGGGAAUCCCGACAAAUGACACUCGCUGAAGAUGAUUUUUCUGGACUGAGUUGACUGACUGAGGAUGAGUGAAUGGGAACAAAUUAUGAUAAAAAUUAAAAUUGAGCAAUAGAGAGAGCGAGUGCGAGAGAUUCAAGUGCCAACGCGUUGUGAGAGUGAACGAGUACCGAACAAAAUUUGAGACAGUGUGUACAAUUAUUUAGUUGCAAGCAACGAUAGUUCACCGUCUGUGCAUUUUAGUGCUAACUAAGUCAAUCCAAAUCCGUCCAUAAUUAUGUUUAUGCAGGAAUGAGCAGUUGUAUGUUUCUUUUUUUUAUUCAAGAGAUAAGAAUCAUUAGAAUAGCUAAUAAAUUAAUUGUGAUUGUUUGUAGAUAAAAAUAAAAUAUUACACAAUCAA
Molecule: messenger RNA, 2920 nt
Organism: Culex pipiens pallens (northern house mosquito)
Lineage: Eukaryota; Metazoa; Arthropoda; Insecta; Diptera; Culicidae
Gene: Snmp2
Product: sensory neuron membrane protein 2
Exons: 9
Coding region: 815-2542 (575 amino acids)
Cellular component (GO): cytoplasm; membrane
Molecular function (GO): scavenger receptor activity
Source: RefSeq, a predicted model, not a curated record